Molecule: messenger RNA, 2370 nt
Organism: Enterobius vermicularis (human pinworm)
Lineage: Eukaryota; Metazoa; Nematoda; Chromadorea; Rhabditida; Oxyuridae
Source: the annotation of a GenBank genome assembly
AUGAAUUCUCUGGUCAACACCUUAAACCAAUUUUCAACAGCUUCAGCUACAAGUUUCGACAUGUCACUAUUGCAAACUACUGCUAUUAGCGUAGACGACAACUGUAUGACUGAAACAACAUAUAAAGGAAGAAGACGGAUUUAUCAAGAUGAAGAAAAUGAUGAUGACAAUUAUCACAAACGUCGUCGUGGGAUACCUGUCUACAAGGGCAACUUGGAACGUUCAUUUUCGCGUUUGUAUAUUAAGAGCAGCACCUCACUAGAAUCAAAUUUGGAAAGUCUCGCCAAUGAACUUGAGGAAGACAUUGAGGCUCAUAUGGCUGAAAUAUUGGAUGUCACAGCAAACUGCAUUUUAACGAUGCCGAAUCGUAUGACAACUUUUUCAACCUUAGCGGGUCUGUUAAACGCUAAAAAAAGUGGUUUUGGCAGUGAGAUUGUUUUUCUUUCCGACCUUGUUAACUGUCGCGUUGUAUCGCUUAAUUCUCUCGUCGAGUUUUUGGAAGGUUUUCUAGAAGCAGCUUUUGAAGAUGGAAUUCCACAGGUCAGAAGUGACUGGUUUGUCUAUUCUGUCCUACAUUGCCUUCCGUGGAUUGGACAGGAAGUACAGGAGAAGAACGAGGAAGCACUUAAUAACUUGCUUCACGGUAUAGAGCAAUAUAUGCAGGAGAGGAAGAAAGACUAUUUAAGUCUACUACAAGUGUGGACUGCUUCAACUCAUGAGCAAGAAGAGUAUUUGGACUGUUUUUGGGCACAAAUAACCAAACUUCGUGAUGAUGGUUGGAAAGAGAAGUAUAUAACGCGCCAUUAUGUGGCUUUUGACGGGGCUCUGACCGGGGCUUUGCAGCACAACUUGCCCAGCUUCCAACCUCCUGAGCAUACACCUGACACUAUAUAUCCAUUACCGCGUGUGAUUUUUCGCUUAUUUGAUUACACGGACUGCCCGGAAGAGGGUCCGUUACUACCAGGUGCACAUUCAAUCGAGCGUUUUUUAGUAGAGGAGGAGUUAUUCUGGAUAAUAGAACAAUACUGUGGCAAUCGGAAAGAGUGUGCGGCACAGCUACUGGACUACAGUAAACGUUCACUGGUGCCUUUGAAUUAUGUAAUCUUGGAAGUUGUAUUCGCGGAGCUGUUUCGAUUACCAGAGCCUCCUAUAAGAGAAUUGUUUUUUGGAAGCCUGCUAAUAGAACUGUGUAAAAACCAGGCCAUGAGCAUGCCACAGGUUCUAGCCCAAGCAGCUGAGCUGUUCUACCAGAGGAUUGAUUCUAUGCAUCCUCUCUGCGUUAACAGGCUUAUUGACUGGUUCAGUUUUCAUAUUUCAAAUUUUGAAUAUCAGUGGUCCUGGCCGGACUGGAAAGAUUGUGUUACUAUGGAUAAACUGGCUCCAAAGCGAAUUUUUGUUCGAGAGCUCUUGGAAAAAUGCAUGAGACUUUCUUAUCAUGAAAGACUGUUGGAGUUCUUGCCUACGUACUUCGAAGCAUUGGUACCAGAGAAGCCGCGGAUUUGUUAUUAUCUUGGGGAAGAAGAAAAUCCAUCAGUUGAACUUGCGCGUAGUUUUGAAUCUUCGAUUAGAGAAAAAAAGACUCCUGACGAUGUUGCUCGCUUGUUGGGUAAGAACGGUGAAUCUUUGGCGGUGUUUUUAUCCGUUCUUCUCUACAAUGCCCGCACUACAUUCAGCCACAGUUUCGCAGCUCUGACAAAGUAUUAUCAGAUAUUAAAAAAUGUAGUAGGUAACAGUGAAGAACUGCAGAUGGUUGUUUUGGUAACCGUUUACGAUUUGUGGAAGAAUCAUCAUCAGAUGAUUGUACUGUUGAUUAAAAAAAUGCUGGUGAUGUCUCUUUUGGACGCUCAUACAGUAGUUGCGUGGAUAUUUAGCGAAGAUAUGAAGAAGGAAUUUGAAAGGCUUUGGAUCUGGGAACUUUUAUGCAUCACUUUACAACAUGUUACUGGUCAUGUAGAACGCGCUUCUCAGGCACUUGAAUCCUUGCAACUUAGAAGUGCCUCUAGGAAAAAAAUUAAAGACCCAGAAAAUGAAGACGUUGAAGAGGACAUGACUGCUGUUGAUGAUGAAAUAACUGCAAAAGAAAAUGAACUUGCUGAGCUAAGAGAAUUUUUAAAAAACAUACUUCUUUCUGUUUUACAUAAGUUUACAAUUCUUUUGACUGAACAUAUCGUGAGCUGCGAAGCAACCGGUACUAAUUUUAAUACGGACUGGUAUCGUUUGAUAACUGGUCGAUUUCAAGGCAUAUUUUUACUGUUUUGGGAGACGCUUUGGCGUUAUCGAGAUACUCUGGAAGCAGAACUAUUUAAAAACGUCACAGUUGACUCUAACGUCCUGAAGAAUUACCAGCAGUUUAUUGCUCUGCGGUUGUAA